This is a messenger RNA of Macaca mulatta (Rhesus monkey), 873 nucleotides long. It is a transcript of the gene SELENOH, whose product is annotated as selenoprotein H. Gene Ontology annotation, cellular component: Golgi apparatus. Lineage: Eukaryota; Metazoa; Chordata; Mammalia; Primates; Cercopithecidae. The record is from RefSeq and is marked reviewed.
GGCGCUUCCCGCACCUCCCCUCUCCCUGCUUGCAAAGUGGUUGUGCCCCAAGGUCCGCCUCCAGGCCACGUGGGCGCUGCGGACCACGCUUUCCGUUCCUUGGGGAGAGGUUUCCGCUGUAGGAGGGUAGCUUCCGGGCUGCGGUCUUCGCUGCCCACUUCCAGCUCAGUGGUCGCGUCUUUGCACCCCACCCACCAGGCCUGCUGCAUUCUCGGCCAGGUUCUAGGCGCCAUGGCUCCCCGCGGUAGGAAGCGGAAGGCUGAGGCCGCGAUGGUCGCCGCAGCCGAGAAGCAAGAGAAGCUGGCGAACAGCGGGGAGGGAAUGGAGGAGACAACCGUUGUUAUCGAGCAUUGCACGAGCUGACGCGUCUAUGGGCGCAACGCCGCGGCCCUGAGUCAGGCGCUGCGCCUGGAGGCCCCAGAGCUUCCAGUAAAGGUGAACCCGACCAAGCCCCGGAGGGGCAGCUUCGAGGUGACGCUGCUGCGCCCGGACGGCAGCAGUGCGGAGCUCUGGACUGGGAUUAAGAAGGGGCCCCCACGCAAACUCAAAUUCCCUGAGCCUCAAGAGGUGGUGGAAGAGUUGAAGAAGUACCUGUCGUAGGGAGAUUUGGGUAGAAGUCCUCAUGCUGAGCUUUGUGUCCCUGGUGAUGCUGGAACAUUAAUGAUGGAACAUGGCCAAACUUCAGUCAUGUGCCUGAAGCCAUGGUUUCUACCCCGCCAGAAAUGAAGGUUCAGUUGUGAGGCAACCCUCUAGUAAGGCAUUGCAAAAGUUACUGGAUUUGGUUUAAUAAAAGUUGAAAUAAAGUAUUUGAGUAAUAGAGUAAAACUUAAUCUUAAGGGAUGGACAAAGCCAGCCUUGUGGAGUUGGUAGUCC